Messenger RNA from Chaetomium globosum CBS 148.51, 207 nucleotides. RefSeq lists its product as uncharacterized. NCBI's taxonomy places the organism in Eukaryota, Fungi, Ascomycota, Sordariomycetes, Sordariales, Chaetomiaceae. The record is from RefSeq and is a predicted model, not a curated record. The transcript has 2 exons. Bases 1 to 207 code for a protein of 68 amino acids.
AUGGAAACGGUCAGCCGGCUGAUUGGGGCAAGUGGUCGAGAGUGGUCGAGAGUGCCGGCCUCUUGGCUUGAAACCACCACACCGGCAGACCCGUGGCCGGCCACUGCCGAGAGAGACGGAAAGGAUUCCAGCUACUGUGAGGGCGUUGCGCAAGCGAGAUCGAUCGAGGGCAAAAAUGGAAAUCAGAUGCGUGAAGCGAUGGAAUAG